Messenger RNA from Metarhizium brunneum ARSEF 3297, 1050 nucleotides. RefSeq names its product Fatty acid hydroxylase vlmA. Lineage: Eukaryota; Fungi; Ascomycota; Sordariomycetes; Hypocreales; Clavicipitaceae. Gene Ontology annotation, molecular function: iron ion binding; C-4 methylsterol oxidase activity. Gene Ontology annotation, cellular component: endoplasmic reticulum membrane. Gene Ontology annotation, biological process: ergosterol biosynthetic process. The record is from RefSeq and is a predicted model, not a curated record.
AUGGCACAAUUCCAACGCAACCCCAAGGACUCGAUGAAGUCUACUUGGACACAAUCUCCUCGUUCCGAAUGGACUAUAUAUCACCAUUUUCUUGAUCGACUGGGCCUUCAUCCAAGUUCGCUUGACACAAAGCCCCCGGUACAUUCAAAGAGCGAAAAGGUUCCUCACCUGCCAAACUGGCACUUGACCAGAUGGGUUCUCUUCUAUGCCUUUAUGCCAAUUGCGCUGCAUCAUGCCUACGUAUACUACACUGGCCGCAACAUGCACGCUGUUGCUGCUUACUUCUUCUACAAUGUGGCCAUGACGUUAACCUCCAUCCACGCCGUGCGCGUCUUUGGUCGAAUGGGGAUCACGUACGGAUUUCUAGAUGGUGAUAAGCAUGCACGAGAUGGAGUCCCCGAUGUUGGCGUCGCAAAGGUCUUCUUCUCACUCACAUCGGCCACUACCUUCCGCUCCCUGCUCCUAAUCGUCCUAGCAUACCGGUCCAGUCACGAGCCCAGCGACAUCAAUUGGAAGUGGCUCCCUGUCGAGAUUGGCGUCUAUCCCGUUAUCCUGGAUUUCUGGUUUUACUGGUACCACCGCCUUAUGCAUGAGGUGAAUGCCCUGUGGCAAUUCCAUCGCACUCAUCACCUCACAAAGCAUCCCAAUCCGCUGUUAACCCUUUACGCGGACACGGAGCAGGAGAUUUUUGAUAUCGUGGGCAGCCCCCUACUGGCAUUUGCAGCUAUGAAGGCCAUGGGUAUGCCCAUGGGCUUCUACGAAUUAUGGGUGUGCCACAUGUUCAUCUUCUUUACUGAGAUUCUCGGCCAUUCGGGACUUCGCCUCUCCCUGUCGCCACCAUCGACCAUCACCUGGCUGUUGAAGAUGAUGGAUGCCGAAUUGCUCUUGGAGGACCACGAUCUUCAUCACCGGUCGGGCUGGAAGAAGAGCCAUAAUUACGGCAAGCAGAGUCGUGUAUGGGAUCGCAUCUUUGGCACCUGUGCACCGCGCAUCGAGUGCCAGAGCGAUAAUAUCGACUAUGUGAAUACGGCCACUAUACCGUUGAUAUGA